Molecule: messenger RNA, 2199 nt
Organism: Salvelinus namaycush (lake trout)
Lineage: Eukaryota; Metazoa; Chordata; Actinopteri; Salmoniformes; Salmonidae
Product: alpha-1,3-mannosyl-glycoprotein 2-beta-N-acetylglucosaminyltransferase-like
Exons: 4
Coding region: 176-1567 (463 amino acids)
Biological process (GO): protein N-linked glycosylation
Cellular component (GO): Golgi apparatus
Molecular function (GO): alpha-1,3-mannosylglycoprotein 2-beta-N-acetylglucosaminyltransferase activity
Source: RefSeq, a predicted model, not a curated record
GCUAUCCGGAAGUCUGCACUCUUGUGUCUUGAGAAAACAAAUGGCAGGAAUGAAACUGUCGAAAUGAAGUUGAUUUGAUAAUAAAAACAAUCCAAAUUAAAGUGUGACGACGAUACAUUAUUUAAUCUUCACUUGCUUAUUGAUCCUGCAUAUUGUCAUCGAAGAGGUUAGUGAAAUGAAGGAAGAAAUGGCUACAGAGACCGAAUUCUACGUUAUGAAACUGGAGAUUGACAGGGAAGUUGUUUGGGCCAUGCUCCGUAAGAGAGGUUCUGCUAUUCUCUGUGGUGCUUUUCUCUUUGUCGCCUGGAAUGCCGUCGUGGUCUUCUAUCUGUGGGGCCGACCCCUGUCUGAUCGAGAGGAGAGGGAGAUGGAUGGAGGACGAGGAGGGGCUGAUUUGGCUGGGGAUGUGAUCCACAUGGCAGAAGCCUUUGAGGCAGAGCUUGAAAUGCAGAGAAAAAUCCUGCUUCAGAUACAGGGUCAUCGGUCACUAUGGGAACAACCCAAUGAGAAUGGCGCCAGCAGAGGUGGCCCCCCUCAAGUGGUCAUUCCCAUCUUGGUUAUAGCCUGCAACAGAGUUACUGUCAAACGCUGCCUGGACAAACUCAUAGAGUACCGCCCCUCAGUUGAACUCUACCCAAUUAUAGUCAGCCAGGACUGUGGGCAUGCGGAGACUGCACAGGUGAUUGGUUCUUAUGGCAGUCAGGUAACUCACCUGAAACAACCAGACCUGUCAGAUAUUGCCGUGAGACCAGAACACAAGAAGUUCCAGGGCUACUACAAAAUCUCCAGGCACUAUCGCUGGGCUCUCAACCAGGUGUUCAACUCUCUUUCACAUUCCUCUGUUGUUAUUGUGGAAGAUGAUUUGGAGGUGGCACCAGACUUCUUUGAGUAUUUCAGAUCCCUUCACCCAAUCCUGAAAUCUGACCCGUCUCUGUGGUGUGUGUCUGCCUGGAAUGACAAUGGUCGGGACGGCUACGUCGACCCUGGUAAAGCAGACCUCCUGUACAGGACAGACUUCUUCCCUGGGCUGGGCUGGAUGAUGCUCAAGGAACUCUGGAUAGAGCUGGAGACCAAGUGGCCUGGUGCAUUCUGGGAUGACUGGAUGCGUCAGCCAGAUCAGCGCAGAGAUCGAGCCUGUAUUCGACCCGAAAUAUCCAGAACUUUAACCUUUGGACGGAAAGGUGUGAGCCUAGGCCAAUUUUAUGACAAAUACCUACGCUACAUUAAACUGAAUAGUGAAUUUGUGCCUUUCACCAAGCUGGAUCUGGCUUACUUGAAGGAGGAAAAAUACAAGGAGAUCUUUGAGAAGCAGGUUUACAGUGCGCCUUUGGUCAAAUAUGAAGAGGUCCAACGGGGACAGUUAAAAGGAGUGGGUCCAUUUUGUCUACACUACUCAAGCAGAGAUGGUUUCAAAGUGUUGGCCAAAAACCUGGGCGUGAUGGAGGACUUGAAGUCAGGGGUCCCACGGACAGGGUAUCGGGGAGUGGUCAGUUUCCUGUCAAGGGGAAGGAGAAUCUUCCUGGCACCCCCUCCGGGAUGGAGCAAAUAUGACCCAACCUGGAGUUGAUGACAAACACAAAGGACUGAAGAGGAAAGGGCUCUGCACAUUACAGAUAGUACUAUGGCAACAGAAGUGAGACCAAUGAAUGCCAGAUGUGGACCUGGCUUUAAGCUAUAGUGAGAUUAUGAGAUGCCUAUCCUCUCUCUUCCAUUUCUGAUGUUUGAUUCUUCUCCCCAUACUUCUCAGGAUUUUUCAUACGCUCAAAUAAAUAUAUUUUUGCAAUGUGCGGUUGGGAUAGUAGGGUAGGUACCGAUGUCAUUAUUUUCAGAGAUUUAUUUUUUUAUAUACUCUAAUCAUGCACAUGAAAUUCAAUGCAACAUCCACUUUGAUUAUUCUCAGUCUUGUAAGCAAUUUCUGGGAGACUAUCUGUUACUAAUCUAUGUCAGAUGAAAAAUAUAUUAUCUGUGGCGUGUUCAAUAAUGGUGGUGGUCAACUAGUGAUUGGUCCUAAAGUAUAAUUGCUUCACAAUAUUUAGUUAAUCUUUUGGAGAACUGUUUUGACUAUUUUAACCUGGUUAUAAUAAUGCUUAAUGUUUUUCCCAAAGAGACGGCUACUGAAGUGUGUAUUUAUUUAAAUGCAAGAUACACAUCACAAAUGCUGUAUGUUAUGUACUUAAGGAAUUAAAUUCUACCAAUCAA